Molecule: messenger RNA, 234 nt
Organism: Pyricularia grisea
Lineage: Eukaryota; Fungi; Ascomycota; Sordariomycetes; Magnaporthales; Pyriculariaceae
Exons: 2
Coding region: 1-234 (77 amino acids)
Source: RefSeq, a predicted model, not a curated record
AUGGACGCUUUGGGUUUCAUCCUGUUCCUUAACAGCGCCUCAAGGCUUUUUUUGAACGCCGCGUGGAUGCGCAAGGGUGAGUAUGCACAUCAAGGGAAAUCGUUCGCUGGACUCGUGGUUGAGAGGGGAAGCUGGCAGAAAUCUAGCCCAUAUCAUUCCCACAUUGAAAUGGUGGCACGCCACGCAACCACUGCAGCGAGCGUAUCACAACAGACUCCAUUUGCCUCCCUAUGA